Messenger RNA from Ramularia collo-cygni, 2052 nucleotides. Its product is annotated as related to C6 finger domain protein. NCBI's taxonomy places the organism in Eukaryota, Fungi, Ascomycota, Dothideomycetes, Mycosphaerellales, Mycosphaerellaceae. Bases 1 to 2052 code for a protein of 683 amino acids. The transcript has 2 exons. Gene Ontology annotation, biological process: regulation of DNA-templated transcription. Gene Ontology annotation, molecular function: zinc ion binding; DNA-binding transcription factor activity, RNA polymerase II-specific. The record is from RefSeq and is a predicted model, not a curated record.
AUGGAGCUCUCGAGCAUGUUGUCUGCUGGGCAGCAGGAAGCCGAUGGCGUGGACGAUAGCAGRAAGCAGAACCACCAAUACGCAACCCGCCAUGGACACUCAGCCCAUGACUUACAACACAACACGAGGCCUGGUACAAACAACAACCAGCGACAACUCAAAGGUGGCGGCGCUGCUGCUGCUGCUGCUGCUGCCGCACACCCUCGAAACUCACCGGCCAAAAAGGACCAGAAACAUGUACUUUUCCAGCUCAUAGGUCAACAAGAUGCUCGGAUCCAGGCACGCCUACCAAUGAGAGUCAUGAUAUCGCCUCACGACAACACCGACUCCAUCAUUGCCUCGGUUCGCAACUUUUACGGAUUAUACGACUAUGGCGUGAGCUUCGAGACUUGGGAGGGCAUCAGCAUCAUUGCUGCGUGGGACAAUUUUGACAACGACAUGACGGUACUUGUUAGGACCAUACCGCUCCCACCUCCCAGCGAACGCGCCCGUGACUCGGUGUCGCCCAAGAAGGCUGCCCUCGGCGCACCGUUCGAAAUGCGCCCGCCAGUCCAUUCGCCGUCCAGGUCUGCCGUUCGAUCUGCAGGAAUUCGUAGUGUGUCUCCUCAGUCUGAUACUGGUCGACGUAGURUGUCGGCAGCUCCAGGUCACAGAUCGCGGUCGCAGAAAAUGAAGAGCAAGGACAAUAGCGUCACGGGAGACCAUGAGGGCUAUAGCAGCGAUAAUAACGACAAUGGCUCGGUAACAAGCUCACGCCGCUCCAAAGCGGAGGAGAUCAAGGCCGAGAUCACCGUCGACAACAUUGUCGAGGGCGGUAGGCGCAAGAGGGCAUUCGAGAGUUCGGAACUUCCUCUUUUUGUGCCUCCACAGGUGCCUAUGAAUGCAUCUACAUCUUCGAUCUCGCCACAGCGUCGGGCAGGUCCGCUGAAUGCAUCGCCAUAUGGCAAUGCGAACCAGCAUACAUUUGCAUACAAUCAGGCAAUGCCUUCACCGCAAAGCUACAAUCAUGGCUUCGGAUAUGCUUUGCCGCCCUUUCCUGGGAACCCAUAUCAGAGCGGUUUCCCGCCACAGUCGAGGCAAUUGCGAGGAGGGCGUGUCAGUGGUGGUAGUCACACGUCAAAUCGCAACUCCACCGGAGGCAUCCUCCCGACCCCAGACCCCACGAUUGGAAGUGUCAUUUCAGACGAGGACGUGGCACUGCAACUCAUGCGACUUGGCGAUCCAUUAGCGUUCUCCCAUGGACGCACAUCAACGUCAACCGUUGACGACGCGCUGAGCGGCAAGGCCGAAGCAGCAUCUUCGGACGAAGAGGACGGGGAAGAGGAGGAUGAUAAUUCUGGAAUUCCCGCUGUUCCUGCUUUUGAGGAUGCCGGGCCGCAAAGAAAGAAGCAGCGCACUGCAAAUGAGCUGCCCAGCGAUGGGACAAGCGGUGAAGAGUAUGAAGAUCUCCGUGACGGUACCUUUCACGGCGAGUGCGAUGGUCUGCAGGGCGACGUCGGUCACCGUAAAUUGAGCAAACCAAAGCACAAGGCUCGCAAUGGAAGUGUUGCGAUGGGUAAGCCUGGCAAGCCCCGGGCUUUGUCAAUUUCGAAGGCGAAGAAGCCUUCCUUGGCGAACGGUCAUGUCCACACCCAUCCAACGGUGCCUAUGUCGCCUGCAUCGCUGCCGCCGCAGUCUCGCAAGGCUUCAAUUUCGUCGACCAUUGCCUUUCAGCAUCAUCUCGGUGCCGAUGAAGAGGACUUGUCAUCCAAGCCGCGCUGUCAGCGCUGCCGUAAGAGCAAGAAGGGCUGUGACAGGCAGCGGCCAUGUGGCCGUUGCAAGGAUGCCGGCAUUGGUGCCGAUGGCUGUGUCAGCGAAGACGAGGGAAACGGACGCAAGGGUCGAUACGGCCGGCACAUGGGCGUUACCAUUAAAAAGGCAGACGGUAGUGUUGGCGACGAAGAUGACACGCCGCCGCCACAACAGACACAAUCUCAGCUUGGCAUGAUCGCCCCGGCCAAUUUUUAUCUGGCUCCAGCCAGUUUGGCCAAAGAUAAGAAAAGGAAGCGAUGA